Molecule: messenger RNA, 1350 nt
Organism: Dovyalis caffra
Lineage: Eukaryota; Viridiplantae; Streptophyta; Magnoliopsida; Malpighiales; Salicaceae
Source: the annotation of a GenBank genome assembly
AUGGAUGCCAAGGACAUCUUAGGAUUGCCAAAAACUCCAUUGCCACUAACACAAGAGAAGAAAUUUCAGCCUAAAAAAGACUCGCAGAGAAAACCUGAUGGCAUUUCGCGUGAGGUUUAUGCACUUACAGGUGGAUUGGCGCCUCUUAUGCCAUCUAUUGAUGUGUCGCAACUGAAACGACGCCCUCCAUCUGACGAGAAGAUCACUUGGCAGUGGCUUCCUUUUACCAGCUCUGCUCGAAAUGAUAAUCUGCAGCUUUACCAUUGGGUUAGAGUUGUGAAUGGUGUUCCACCAACAGGUGAUUAUUCCUUUGCCAAGUACAACAAGUCUGUUGAUGUUGUGAAAUAUACAGAUGAGGAGUAUGAAAAGUAUUUGACUGAUCCUACGUGGACCAAGGAAGAGACAGAUCAAUUGUUUGACUUGUGUGAACGAUUUGAUCUCCGCUUUGUUGUGGUAGCAGACCGAUUCACGUCAUCUCGGAGUGUUGAGGAAUUGAAAGAUCGUUAUUACAAUGUUUCUCGAGCUAUGUUGAUUGCCAGAGCUCCAUCGCCUGGGGAUGUUUCAGGGCAUCCUCUGCUUAAGGAACCAUACAACGCUUCACAAGAGAUAGAGCGCAAGCGUGCAUUGUCCAUGGUUCUCUCGCAAACAAAGCAUCAAGAGCGAAAAGACACUGAGGUUCUGGCAGAAGCGAAAAGAAUAGCCGAAUCACGCAUGGCUGCACGGGGUGCUGAAGAAUCUGCAUUGCCUGUUGCAUCAAAUGUUGACCCAGAUAUUGCUGAGAUAGCAGUUAAUCUUGAUGAUACAGUAUCACCUUCAUCCAAUGCUCAGCUUGCCUCUGCAUCAGUUGCACCUUCGACUUCAGCAAUGGCAGAUAGUGCCUCUACUCUAGCUUCCCUGCGUAUGCUUCGUGUUUACUUGAGAACAUAUGCGCUUGAGCAAAUGGUGCAAGCUGCAAGUUCGUCUGCAGGACUUCGGACAAUCAAGCGGGUUGAACAAACAUUACAAGAUCUUGGGGUUAGUUUAAAGCCAAAGGUGCCCACCAAAGCUGUUUGUGCUCAGCACCUUGAAUUAAGACAGGAAAUAUUAACGUUGCUGAAUCUUCAGAAACAGCUACAAUAUAAGGAGGCAGAAGGUUCAUCUUUUCGUGAUGGUUCAUUCACCGAUAUGCCGGGCACACCUAAGCGUUCACAGCGCGAUCAGGAUCGAACAUUUGUUCCGGACUCAAUGAGUUUUGGAGGAGAAAGAGUUGGCAGAAGGGACCAGAAACGCAAGGGACCCGGAAGGGUAUCUGAGAAUCCAUCUUCACCUGCUCAUAAAAGGCCCAGAAAAUUGAAGGCUUCUGAUCUGUGA